UAGCACUAUGGAACUGUUCAUUCAGCCAACGGGCGGAUAUUUCCACAACCAUUUUUCAAAUGAGCGUGUUUGAAAUACUGUUUGCUGACAAACUCUGAACGGUGUGUGGCGAACCUUGUUAUGUUUGCAAAUACGAGCUGACCUGAUGACGAUGAACUUCACUAGAAGUUAGAACGCACAUGUGGAACAGCAUGCGACCGUAUUCUCCAUAUUGGAUUGUCUUGUUGGCAGCAUGGCACAGUGCUUUUAUUAUUGCAGUCUGCACAGCCGAUAAGCAAGAUCUAGAUCACUACGAAGUCUUGGGUGUUCCUCGUAACGCAAAAUCCGCAGACAUCAAGCGGGCCUUCAGGCGACUGGCAGCCGAGCACCACCCGGAUAAAAACAAGGAUCCGGGAGCCGAGGCCCGGUUUACAGAGAUCGUCGAAGCGUACGAAGUACUUACCGACGAGCAACUGCGGGCGGUGUACGACAAAGAUGGUCACAGCGGAGUGGAGAAGUUCAAACGCGAAGGCCAGGCUUCAUCUGAGAGUCAAAGAUUCAGAAAAAGGCAGUUUGACAUUCAAAUCGAAGAAAUCAUCGCCGAGCUCUUGAUGCUGUUCAAAUUCGCCAAAAAGGCCAACGGACCAUGGGGGCCCAACUCGCGGCCUUUCAAACAAGCAAGGAAAGCACGGGGCAGAUUGGACGUUCAAGCCACCAGGCAAAAAACAGGGCAGUGACGAUUUUCCUGGAGGAGCAAGUCGCAUGCAUGAGAGGAAAUUUUACAUGCACAAUAAUCAUGGGCGGGAAAAGUCAAGGAAAGGAACAGACGUAC
Molecule: messenger RNA, 811 nt
Organism: Branchiostoma belcheri (Belcher's lancelet)
Lineage: Eukaryota; Metazoa; Chordata; Leptocardii; Amphioxiformes; Branchiostomatidae
Product: dnaJ homolog subfamily B member 9-like
Exons: 2
Coding region: 180-716 (178 amino acids)
Biological process (GO): protein refolding
Cellular component (GO): cytoplasm
Source: RefSeq, a predicted model, not a curated record